This is a messenger RNA of Zootermopsis nevadensis, 4030 nucleotides long. Its product is annotated as polyamine-transporting ATPase 13A3-like. Gene Ontology annotation, molecular function: ATP hydrolysis activity; ATPase-coupled monoatomic cation transmembrane transporter activity; P-type transmembrane transporter activity. The record is from RefSeq and is a predicted model, not a curated record. Gene Ontology annotation, biological process: polyamine transmembrane transport; intracellular calcium ion homeostasis. NCBI's taxonomy places the organism in Eukaryota, Metazoa, Arthropoda, Insecta, Blattodea, Termopsidae. Gene Ontology annotation, cellular component: membrane.
CUGAACUGGAUAAAUGCAAGUACCAGCUGACGUCUCGCUAGAAGUGGGUGUGUGUGUCAAACGAUACCAACAACUCGCGACGUCUCUGUUUUAUGAAUGAGGCAAUGGAGUUGUUAAAUUACAUUGUGCUGCUUAUGUUGUAGGCUCGUGUAUUUGUUAUUUUUAUAGCGUAUUAGGCCGUACCAACUAGAUAAGGCAGCUCGAAGAGAAUAAGUAAUGACAGGAAAAUGGAAUAUGGCGAUACAGCAUUCAGUAUUAAGCGAAACAGUAUAGUUUGUUUUAAGUAUUUUAAUAGUAUAGAGGCAUAGUUCAGUGUUGUGGAAGAUACUCAGUAAAUAAUGUCGUUCAGAGGUAGAAAAGUGUUUAAUUUAGUUGGUUUUAGCCAUCACCGAGGUUAUGCAGUCAUUGGGGAAGAAAAUAGUCAAGAAAUUGAAAGUGAAGAAAGGUUAACAUGUUAUGGAUUCAGGACUAGCUAUUGCAAACAGUUUGUCUUUCACGCAUUUGCAGUCCUAUUUGCUGGCAUACCGUACAUGCUACUACAUUGGUAUUGCCAGUAUGCGGCUUACAUUAAAUAUUCAAAAUGUUCCUUGGAAGAGGCCCAUAUACUACUAAUCCAGGAUUUUAAUGGGCAUUAUUCCAUACAACAAAUUUUUAUAUCAGUAUGCAGCUGGCCUGGGUCAGGGCAAGUGAGACAGAUACGUUACUUCCACCAUCAUCUGCUAAAAUUUGUGUGGGAUGAUGGAAUAAAGGCCUUCACCAGAUUACAUGGCCUUGAUGAUGGCAUGACAACUUUGUCUCAGCUUCAUGUGUCACAUGGACUCUCAGCAAAUGAGCAAGAACAGAUGAUUCAGUUACAUGGAGAAAAUAUGAUCAUAAUCAAUGUAAAAUCGUACUGGCGACUGUUUAUUGAGGAGGUGUUCAAUCCAUUUUAUAUAUUUCAAGUGUUUAGUGUUAUCUUGUGGUCCCUUGAUGAGUAUUUAUACUAUGCAUGUUGCAUUGUGUUCUUGACUACUGCGUCAGUUGUCACUUCUCUUUUCCAGACUCGGAAGCAAAGUGAAGGAUUGCGAGAUUUGGUUGCUGCCUCAAAUUCUGCCGCAGUUACUGUCUGCCGGAAAGGUUCAGCAUAUGAGGACAUUCCUGCAAGUUGUUUAGUACCUGGAGAUGUCAUUAUGAUCCCACCACAAGGUUGCUUUAUGGCUUGUGAUGCUGUUCUGCUCACUGGUAAUUGCAUUGUAAAUGAGAGCAUCCUUACAGGUGAAAGCAUGCCAGUUACAAAGACUCCUCCACCUCAUUCAGAUGAAUAUUAUGAUCCUGUUAGUCACAAGAGGCACACACUGUUUAGUGGUACUCAUAUCAUCCAAACCAGGAUUUUUGGGGACAACAAGGUGAUGGCUGUGGUUGUCCGAACAGGAUUUUCAACAGUGAAGGGAGAAUUGGUUCGGUCCAUUCUGUUUCCAAAGCCUAUGUCUGGAUUUAAAUUCUACCAAGACUCUAUUCGAUUUAUCCUUUUUCUAUUCUUAAUUGCAGCACUAGGCAUGGCAUAUUGUAUUCAUCUGUAUGUCAAACGACAUGCUUCUAUUGAAACCAUUCUGUUGAGGACAUUGGACAUAAUGACAAUUGUGGUGCCUCCUGCGUUACCUGCGGCGAUGACAGCCGGUACUGUCUAUUCUCAGAGUAGACUAAAAAAAUUGGGAAUUUUCUGUAUAUCUCCUCCAAGGAUCAAUGUCUGUGGAAAGGUCAAACUUGUCUGCUUUGAUAAGACAGGAACCUUAACUGAGGAAGGACUGAAUUUGUGGAGUAUGUUGCCAUCCCAGAAUUCAAAAUUCUGUGAUGAGCCAGUACGAGAUCCUGCAGUUUUGCCUGUAGAAUCACCCUUCAUAGCAACCAUGGCUACCUGCCAUUCACUUACUGUUGUAGAUGGGAAACUGACUGGUGAUCCACUGGACAUCAUGAUGUUUGAAGCCACACAAUGGGUACUGGAGAAACCUGGACAGGACACCAGUCGGUAUGAUACGCUGUGUUCAGCAGUGGUGAAACCUAGGCCAAGAAUGCAUCGUGAUAUAGGAGCAAUGAAACUAUGUCAAAAUAUGUUUGAUGUGGAUGACACUGAGCACCUGCCAUAUGAAAUCUGUCUAGUUCAUCAGUUUCCAUUCAGCUCGGCUAAACAGUGCAUGUCUGUGAUUGCUCGCAAAUUUGGGUCACCUCAUAUGACCCUAUAUACCAAAGGAGCUCCAGAAAAAAUCAAGACUCUGUCUAAAAAAGAAACAGUACCAGGAAACUUUGAUUCUCUUCUAAUGGAAUACACUCUGACCGGUUAUCGAGUCAUUGCCCUUGCAUACAAGAACUUGUCUCCUAAGUUCAACUGGAAACAGGCACAAAGAACCGACAGAGAUCAGCUGGAAAAUGGCUUGGAGUUCCUUGGCCUUCUGAUAAUGCAGAACGCUUUGAAGCCAGAAACCUCACCCAUAAUUGCACAACUACAGGUGGCUCAGAUUCGAUGUGUGAUGGUAACAGGUGACAAUAUUCUUACUGCAGUGAGUGUCGCCCGUGACUGUGGCAUGGUACCUCCUUCUGAACAAGUGAUCCAAGUAACAGUUGAAGGUGAUUUACAACUUGGAAGAAUUCACUGGGAAGUGGUUGGUGUUCCACAGUCUUUGCAUCAUGGAAGUUUGAGAUCUCAUUCUGAUUGUGUUUUGCCACUAAUUCCAAGUACCAACAGUCAUAUCGCUGUUGAUGGAGCGACAUGGACGGCCUUAAAGAAUUACCACCCUGAACUGUUACCUCAGAUUGUUAUCAGAAGUACUAUUUUUGCUCGCAUGGCUCCAGAUCAAAAGGCACAGGUAGUCGAGGUGCUGAAAAGUCUGGAUUAUGUAGUUGCUAUGUGUGGAGAUGGAGCUAAUGACUGUGGGGCUCUGAAAGCUGCUCACAUUGGAAUCUCAUUGUCUGAAGCUGAAGCUUCAGUUGCAGCACCAUUCACCUCCAGAGUUGCCAACAUAACUUGUGUUCUGAAGCUCAUACAAGAAGGAAGAUGUGCUCUUGUGACAAGUUUUGGAGUCUUCAAGUACAUGGCUCUGUACAGCCUAAUACAGUUCGUUACAGUGCUUCUUUUAUACAAAUGUGCAAGCAUCCUUGGAAACAUGCAGUUCCUGUAUAUAGACCUAGGAAUAACAACGAGUAUAGCCAUACUGAUGGGGCACACUGGUCCUGCAACAAGACUGGUUUCAGAGCGACCAAUUGGAAGCUUAGUAUCUGCUAGCAACAUUAUACCCCUGAUCUUGCAAGUUUUAUUAAUGGUGGCAGUUCAGAUAGCAACAUUGUGUUUUGUGAUGAAGCAACCAUGGUUUGAUCCAAUCAAGCAAGAAGAAGCAAAAGAAGGGAUAGUUGUGUGCUGGGAGAAUACAUCACUCUUCUGUAUAAGUUCGUUCCAGUACCUGAUUCUCGCUGCUGUCUACUCCAGAGGAAAAGCACAUCGCAAACCUUUUUAUACAAACCUUCUGUUCCUGUUCACUCUGGUCCUGUUCACUACAUUCACCACUCUGCUUCUGAUUUAUCCUGUGGGACCAGUAGCAGAAUUCUUUGAACUGAUGCCCAUGUCAAAGAACAAUCACCAUGUCAUCUUCAGACUGUGGCUUCUUGCAUUCCCAAGUGUUCAUCUUUUAGCUUCUGUAUUCAUAGAGGCAUGUGUUGCAGAUACAAAGUGGUUGAAACGAUUUCUGCAUUGCCUGUCAAGAAAGAGUGGCCCAAAGAACAAAUACAAGAGGAUUGACAGGGAUUUGUCAGCAAUUCCUGGGUCACUAAAGUGAGAUAACGAAGACUGUGGAAUCUUAGGACUUCUACUUUAACAAAUGAUUUCCAGUGUAUACACUUCUGCAGACAUAAAUUUCCCACGUUCCUGUUGAUUGGUUCAUAGGCUUUGGAAUAAUUUUACAGAUCAUCUGUCAUAAAAAUGUUGUCCAUGAUGUGCCUUUUAUUCAGCAUUCAAGAAAUGUAGUUGGAGGAAUGUCUAUAUGAAAUAUAUAAUGAAGAGAAA